AUGGAGAAGAUUAUCAGGGCUUCAGAAUUGCACAGUGUCAGUGUUGAGAGGGAAAAAUAUGUAAAGUGGGUGGAUUCGGUUCUCCAAUCACACCGAGGUUCCACCGUGAAAGAAUUAAGAAUAUGCUUUAGUUUAGUCAAAUCAGCCAGGAACUCGAUUACGAAGUGGCUUGAAUUUGCUUUCGAGAGGCACACCGAAAAGUUGGAGUUGAACCUUUCAGAUGGUGACUUUAUUCAUGACCCAGAUGAAACGUACGUGUUUCCUCAAGAGUUAUGCAGUUCUUCAGACGGUUCUUACAAAUGUAGUCGACAUUUCAACUGUAAGUCCAUAAAAAUGUUGUCCUUGGGCGGUAUUCAAGUCUCUGGUGAAACUAUUGAGUUUUUCUUAUGUGGCUGGCCAUUGCUCGAGCAGUUACGUGUCAGUGCCUCUGAUAAUUUGACACGUCUCGAAGUUUGCGGACCAUCCCUUGUAUUAAAGCAUUUGGAGAUAUGGGGUUGCGUUUUUUUAAAAUCCUUAAGAAUUUCUGCUCCGAAACUAACUUCACUUGUACUUUUUAAAAUAGAAGGCCUCUUGCUUGAGGACGUUCCAAUGCUUACUAGUGUUUAUAUGACCUACGCGGACUCUUGGAUUCCUUCUACAUAUGUAGAGAGAUUAAUUUCUACCCGUCUUUCCCAAUUGGAGAUCCUCACCUUUGACAUUUAUUCUGAGAAGGAGCUUUUAUCGAUGAUCAAAUUCCCCAUGAUGCCUAAACUUAAGAAGCUGGUCAUCAUUGAAAGUUUACGUGGUGUGGACUCGAAUCUUCUUGGCGUUGCUAAUUUUAUCAGUGCAUCUCCCAACCUGCAAGAAUUUGAGUUAAAGCAAUGGUGGUUUAAAGUUGAAAGGUCAAACAACGAGAUUCAGAAGGGAUUGAAGCACUUCCCACUGCACCAGCACCUGAAUGUUUUUCGGUUUUUAGGUUAUUAUGGUUGCCCCAGUGACGUUGAAUUAGUGAACUACUUGUUGGAGAAUUGUGCAGCGCUUAAGGAAAUCUAUGUUGAUACCCAAACUUCUCUACGCAUGGCAUACGAACCACCUGAUCCCGAACAGUUAGAAUUGGCUGAAAUAGCAAAGUGUGUUGAGAGGUACCAUGGUGAUAAUCUUAUAAGUCGAUUACCCGAUGACAUUCUCCUUGUUAUCCUGUCUUUCCUCACAUUGAAAGAAGCUGGGCGAACAAGUGUUCUUUCUUCUCGUUGGAGAAACCUGUGGAGUUACACCUCACAUCUCAACUUUGAUGACUAUACUUCGAUGGAGAAGAUUAUCGAGGACCCAGAAUUUCGCAGUGUCGAGAGGGAAAAGUAUGUAAAGUGGGUGGAUUCGGUUCUCCAAUCACACCGAGGGUCCACUGUGAAAGAAUUACGAAUAUGCUUUAGUUUAGUAAAAUCAGCAGGAAAGUCAAUUACGAAGUGGCUUGAAUUUGCUUUUGAGAGGCACAUUGAAAAGUUGGAGUUGAACCUUUCAGAUGGGGAAUAUGUUCAUCACCCACAUGAAGUGUACUCGUUUCCUCGAGAGUUAUGCAGUAAUAUCAGUUCAGACCAUCCUUACAAAUCUAGUAGAUUUUUCGACUGUAAGUCCUUAAAGAUGUUGUCCUUGGACUGUGUUAAUAUCUCUGGUGAAACUAUUGAGUUUCUGUUACGUGGCUGCCCAUUGCUGGAGCAGUUAAUUGUCCGUGCCUCUAAUACAUUGACACGCCUUGAAGUUUGUGGACCAUCCCUUGUAUUAAAGCAUUUGGAGAUAUGGAUGUGCCGUUAUUUAAAAUCCUUAAGAAUUUCUGCUCCGAAUCUAACUUCACUUAGGCUGUAUAAAAUACAAGGCGUCUUGCUUCAGGAUGUUCCAAUGCUUACUAGUGUUAAUGUGACCUCUGUGGACCCUACUUCUUUUUAUGUAGAGAGAUUAAUUCCUACAUUGCUUUGCUGUCUUUCCCAAUUGGAGAUUCUCACCUUGAACAUUGGUAAUAGGAAGGAGCUUCUAUGGAUGAUCAAAUUCCCCAUGAUGCCUAAACUUAAGAAGUUGGUCAUCAUUGAAGCUUUACAUGGUGUGGACUCGAGUCUUCUUGGCCUAUCUCAUUUUAUCAGUGCAUCUCCCAACCUGCGAGAAUUUGAGAUACAGCAAAGGUGGUCUAUGGUUGAAAGGUCAAACAACGAAAUUCAGAAGGGAUUGAAGCACUUCCCACUGCACCAGCAUCUGAAUGUUUUUCGGUUUUUAGGUUAUUAUGGUUGCCCGAGUGACGUUGAAUUAGUCAACUACUUGUUGGAGAACUGUGUCGCGCUUAAGGAAAUCAUUGUUGAUACCCAAAAUCCUCGACGCAUGGCCUACGAACCACUUGAUACUGAGCAAUUAAAAUUGGCUGAAAUAGCAAAGGUUUACGCCAAACAGCAGCUGGAGCCGCUAGUACCUAAGCACAUAAGCUUAUUUUUAUGCUAG
Messenger RNA from Striga hermonthica, 2460 nucleotides. Lineage: Eukaryota; Viridiplantae; Streptophyta; Magnoliopsida; Lamiales; Orobanchaceae. The record is from the annotation of a GenBank genome assembly.